Molecule: messenger RNA, 3187 nt
Organism: Myxocyprinus asiaticus (Chinese sucker)
Lineage: Eukaryota; Metazoa; Chordata; Actinopteri; Cypriniformes; Catostomidae
Product: WAP, Kazal, immunoglobulin, Kunitz and NTR domain-containing protein 2-like
Exons: 2
Coding region: 535-2256 (573 amino acids)
Cellular component (GO): extracellular region
Molecular function (GO): protein binding; serine-type endopeptidase inhibitor activity
Source: RefSeq, a predicted model, not a curated record
GUAACAACAAUUUAGUAUACUUCCAUUUUAAAUGUUUAUCAUUGCGUACUUCUUCCCAUACUUAAAAUAGUAGCCUAUACAGUGUUAGCAGUAUGCCUGAAGCAGUGUGUUAUAAUUCCAUUCCGAACAUAGCCAGACUUUUUGUUGGGUAGUGUAGAGUUAAAAUGUAUUCUGCGCGUCAUGCAGGUGCCACUAUGCUUCUUAAAUGUCAAAGAGAUUUGAGAAGUUAGUGUGCUCUUAACUGCACCUGCCAUGGAUAUGCCAGCGUGGAUAUGCGUUUUAACCAAGUAUAUUAAAUGUUAAGUCAUAGGGUUGAACCCUCAACCUAUAAUCUCCCCGCGCUAGUGAACGUAGCGCGGCGCAUCGACCUCUCCUCCACUCCACGAGCCUCUUGAACGGAUCAGACGUCCUUCACACUUUAUCCAAGGUCCCCACUUCUCUCUGCCCUAUUUUACGCGUUAUUUUGGCGGACACUGCGGAGUUUUUCACUCUUGGAAAGUUUAUAUUUUUGAACGGACUUUCUAUCGCGUGGAUAUGUGGUGGAUGCUCUUUCCCAGAUGGAUAUGGUUUUUAUUGGGACAGUUGUGCGUCUUGCGUUUGGACUUACGCGCGCGUGCGAUGCCAAUGAUGCCAAUGUCCAAAGUGGUUUAUUCUCACGCGGGAAUGUGUCCGAACGAGAUGAACCCGAACCUGUGGGUGGAUGCCAUGAGCACCUGCAUGCGAGAAUGCGAGUCCGAUCAGGACUGUGAGCCAUUUGAGAAAUGCUGUUCAAACGUUUGCGGACUUAAAAGCUGUGUGGCUGCUCGCUAUGUGGACAUUCAGGGUCGGAAAGGUCCGGUGGGGAUGCCCAAAGGAGUGACCUGUGACAAAUUCAUGUGCACUCAACAGGGUUCUGAGUGUGACAUCUGGGAUGGCCAGCCGGUGUGCAAAUGCCGGGACCGUUGCGGACGGGAACCCAUGUUCACUUGCGCCUCAGAUGGUAUGACCUACUACAACAAAUGCUACAUGGACGCAGAGGCGUGCACCAGGGGCGUCACCCUCACCGAGGUCACUUGUAGAUACCACUUCAGCUUGUCCAACACCAGCCCUCUCCCAGAGGAGACCACUGUCCGACCCACUACUGCCCAUCUUGAGACCACGCCCAUGGACGUUCAACGUCCCAUCAUGGUCAGCAAUCCAGUACAUCACUUUGUCUUUGUGGGCGAAACGGCUAGCUUUCUGUGUGAGGUGAUGGGCAAGCCCAAGCCAGCGAUUACCUGGGAGAAACAGAUUGAGGGCAAGGAGAACACUGUGAUGCGAACCAACCACGUGCAAGGAAACAUAGUGGUUACCAACAUUGGCCAGCUGGUCAUAUACAACGCCCAGAUCCAGGAUGCCGGCAUCUACACCUGCACUGCCAACAACCAGGGCGGGUCUGUUCAGGCUCAUUUCCCGCUUUCUGUGGUUCCAAGAGAGCAGUCCAAAAACCAGCCAUUGAUGAAUUCCACGCGUCUACCAGCCGAAGAGUGCCUGAAAGCACCUGAUAUUAGUGACUGCGGGGAGGAGAGUAUUAGCUGGUACUAUGAAGCCAAACGCAACAACUGCUUUACCUUUACAUACAGCCAGUGCAACAAAAACAAAAACCAUUUCAAUACAUACGAGUCAUGCAUGCUAUCGUGUGGAGCGGAACUAGCAGCACUUUGCUCCUUGCCCAGUGUGCAAGGACCCUGCAAGGCUUACAAACCACGUUGGGCAUAUAGCCAUGCACUCAAGAAAUGCCAGUCAUUCGUUUAUGGAGGCUGCGGCGGAAACGAGAACAACUUUGAGAGCAAAGAAGCUUGUGAGGAAAUGUGCCUCUUCCCCAAGACCCACAACUGUAAGGUGUGCAAACCCCGCCAGAAGAUGGUCCCCAGCUUCUGCAAGAGUGACUUUGUGGUCUUGGGUCGAAUCUCAGAGUUAACAGAGGAACAUGACUCUGGCCAUGCGCUCAUUACGGUAGAGGAGAUCUUGAAGGACGAGAAAAUGGGGCUACGGUUCUUCGGGCAGGAACCUCUGGAAGUGACGCUGCUCAACAUGGAUUGGAACUGUCCUUGUCCAAACAUAACAAGAGCAGAGGGUCAAAUGAUCAUCAUGGGGGACGUUCACAAUGGCAUGGCCGUGCUGCAGCCCGACAGCUUCGUGGCCACAUCCAGUGUGCGGCGAGUUCGCAAAUUCCGCGAGGUUAUCAACAAAAAGACUUGUGACGUUCUGAAGGAGUUCAGUAGCACAAAGUACUAGGGGGCUUACGAUGCAAUACCAACAUUACUCUCUGGAAAUCCUAAACCAACGUGCCUGCCUCUCUCUUGCUUUUCUUCACGAAGCAGACUCACUGAUUUUUGCUGUUUUGCAAAAAGCGAUUUGUAGAUUCUACAAUCAUAUAUCAUACUGGUUCUUCUUCCGCAGCUUGGAGCUGCUUGAAUUAUCCAUUGAGAGACAAUUUAUGGAUUGCAAUGCGCGAAUGACACAUAGACGUACAUAUAUACUAGAUGAUUUCAUACAAAAGUAUUACCUUAUUUACAUCUACAUUUUAGUUUGACUAAAAAGCCACGAAUGUUGUAUUAAACCAGACUCUCUCUACCUGUAUCAGAUCAAACUCGAAUCUUCGGUUGAACGAUGAAACAGGUGGUUAAACUUUACUAACCUAAAAACUCUAUUUAUAUUUCAUCAAGAUUUCAUUGAAUAUGAAAGCCAUGUCAUACUAAAACUAAAAAAAUAUGACAUGUUAAAUACUCUUGCACCUUAUUUUAAUUCAUAGUCUUUCAUACUGUAAUCAUUUUACUUUGUUCCAUCUAUUUAUUUUAACACCAUACCAUUAUGUUACUACCAUAAAUUUAAAAACAAAGGUAGUUUUUAUAACUAUGUACAUGCUUUACAAAGUGUAAAAAAAUUUUUUUUUUUUUUUUUUUUUUUUUUUGUCAAACCAUACAAUGGCAAGCAUAUAAUGGGACUAUAACUAUUAUUUUAUGAGCAGUUGAAAUUGUAUUAAACAUUUAUGGAACAUUACCAGAGAAGCGAUUAAAGACAUUUCCAAUCAAAUAUCAUUCUUGUUCUUUAAGGUCACAUUUGAUGAGAACAAGUAGAAAACAUGCAGACUUAGAAUGGGUUUCGAAACUUCAUGAGGCAUUUUUGAAUGUGCUUUGAUAAGGGGGCGACAUACUUUAUGAUACAA